GAUUGCUCUCAAGAACCCAAGUGACGUCUGGUUUCAGCUGAUUUGUUUCUUCUCUCUCUCUCUCUCUUUGAUCUAUCAAAAGCUGCUACGAGUUUUGGGAUGUGGUGAGAUGCUUGUUUUAUCUCGAAGACUCCGCCGGUUGAUUUUGAACAAACUUUCUCACAAAUCUUUUCGAUCAUGGAUUUUAUUGAGAUCUCGUUGAUCUUUCGAGAGCAUUUACCACUAUUGGAACUCUCUUCGGUCUUCAUCAACCUCAUACUUUUUCUUGUGUUUCUAUUUACUGUCUCUGCGAGGCAGAUUCUCGUCUGUGUGAGAAGAGGCAGAGAUAGAAUCUCUAAGGACGAUACGGUUUCAGCUUCUAAUGUUAGCUUGGAAAGAGAGGUUAACCAUGUUAGUGUUGGGUUUGGGUUUAAACUGUCUUUGCUCUGUUGCUUAUAUGUGUUAGGCGUGCAAGUUUUGGUGUUAGGUUUUGAUGGGAUUAAGGUUAUAAGAGAAGUCAGUGACUGGUUUGUUCUUUGCGUUCCAGCUGCUCAGAGUUUAGCUUGGUUUGUCCUUAGCUUUUUAGUUCUUCAUUUGAAAUACAAGUCUUCAGAGAAGCUACCCUUCUUGGUGAGGAUAUGGUGGUUCUUGGCGUUUUCGAUUUGUCUGUGUACUAUGUAUGUGGAUGGAAGAAGGUUAGCGAUUGAAGGUUGGAGCGGAUGUUCUUCUCAUGUUGUCGCCAAUUUAGCUGUUACACCUGCUCUUGGGUUUCUUUGCUUUGUGGCGUUGAGAGGCGUUUCUGGUAUUCAAGUUACCCAAAGCUCUUCUGAUCUUCAAGAGCCUUUGCUUGUAGAAGAAGAGGCGGCUUGUCUUAAAGUUACUCCAUAUAGUACUGCUGGACUAGUUAGCCUAAUUACGCUUUCAUGGUUGGAUCCACUUCUCUCGGCCGGUUCGAAAAGACCGCUCGAGCUUAAAGAUAUACCGCUUCUUGCACCAAGAGAUAGAGCCAAAUCAAGUUACAAAGUCUUGAAGUCGAAUUGGAAGAGGUCAAAAUCCGAGAAUCCUUCAAAGCCUCCUUCUUUAGCUCGUGCAAUUCUGAAAUCCUUUUGGAAAGAAGCAGCUUGCAAUGCCGUCUUUGCUGGGUUGAAUACUCUCGUGUCCUAUGUCGGUCCUUACUUGAUCAGCUACUUUGUUGAUUAUCUUGGAGGGAAGGAGAUUUUCCCUCAUGAAGGAUAUGUUCUCGCUGGGAUAUUCUUUACUUCCAAGCUUAUAGAGACAGUCACCACCCGCCAAUGGUAUAUGGGUGUUGAUAUCUUAGGGAUGCAUGUUAGGUCAGCUCUUACAGCGAUGGUAUACCGAAAAGGUCUCAAACUUUCGAGUAUAGCCAAGCAGAACCACACGAGCGGUGAAAUUGUAAACUACAUGGCAGUCGAUGUCCAGCGCAUAGGAGAUUACUCAUGGUAUCUUCAUGAUAUUUGGAUGCUUCCUAUGCAAAUAGUUCUUGCUCUUGCAAUCCUAUAUAAAAGCGUGGGGAUAGCUUCUGUAGCUACAUUGGUUGCUACAAUAAUCUCGAUUCUUGUCACGAUUCCAUUGGCUAAGGUCCAGGAAGACUAUCAAGAUAAGUUGAUGACUGCAAAAGAUGAAAGAAUGAGGAAAACCUCAGAGUGUCUUAGGAACAUGAGAGUUCUGAAAUUGCAGGCAUGGGAAGAUCGUUAUAGAGUGAGAUUGGAAGAAAUGAGGGAAGAGGAGUAUGGUUGGCUUCGCAAAGCCUUAUAUUCCCAGGCUUUUGUUACUUUCAUCUUUUGGAGUUCCCCGAUCUUUGUCGCCGCAGUUACAUUCGCUACUUCGAUAUUCCUAGGUACUCAACUUACCGCUGGAGGUGUUCUUUCUGCUCUGGCGACAUUCAGAAUCCUUCAGGAGCCACUUCGGAACUUUCCUGAUCUGGUAUCAAUGAUGGCUCAGACAAAGGUUUCUCUUGAUAGGAUUUCCGGGUUCUUGCAGGAGGAAGAGCUUCAGGAAGAUGCAACUAUUGUAAUUCCACGGGGACUUUCGAAUAUAGCCAUAGAGAUUAAAGAUGGUGUGUUUUGUUGGGACCCCUUUUCUUCAAGGCCGACAUUAUCUGGGAUUCAGAUGAAAGUGGAGAAGGGUAUGCGUGUGGCUGUCUGUGGCACAGUUGGCUCUGGAAAAUCAAGUUUUAUCUCUUGCAUCCUCGGGGAAAUCCCAAAAAUCUCUGGUGAAGUUAGAAUAUGUGGUACUACCGGUUAUGUGUCUCAAUCGGCUUGGAUUCAGUCUGGUAACAUUGAAGAAAACAUUCUAUUUGGCAGUCCAAUGGAGAAAACAAAGUACAAGAAUGUGAUACAAGCAUGUUCCCUAAAGAAAGAUUUAGAGCUUUUCUCACAUGGGGACCAAACGAUUAUCGGAGAGAGAGGUAUAAAUCUCAGUGGAGGCCAGAAACAGCGUGUCCAACUUGCAAGGGCAUUAUAUCAAGAUGCUGACAUUUAUUUACUAGACGACCCUUUUAGUGCUCUUGAUGCACACACUGGCUCUGAUUUGUUUAGGGAUUAUAUUCUAUCUGCAUUGGCUGAGAAAACUGUGGUUUUUGUGACGCAUCAAGUUGAGUUUCUCCCUGCAGCUGAUCUAAUAUUGGUGUUUAGCUUACCAGCUGUUCUGAAGGAAGGCAGGAUUAUUCAAUCGGGUAAAUAUGAUGAUCUGCUACAAGCAGGUACUGAUUUUAAGGCCUUAGUGUCUGCCCACCAUGAAGCAAUCGAGGCCAUGGACAUCCCAAGUCCGUCCUCAGAAGACUCUGAUGAAAAUCCUAUUCGCGAUAUUUUGGUCUUGCAUAAUCCAAAGUCAGAUGUUUUUGAAAAUGACAUCGAGACUUUGGCAAAGGAAGUACAAGAGGGAGGAUCUGCUUCAGAUCUAAAGGCAAUCAAAGAGAAGAAGAAGAAAGCUAAGCGCUCCCGCAAAAAGCAGCUUGUUCAAGAAGAGGAACGAGUAAAGGGAAAAGUCAGCAUGAAGGUGUACUUGUCAUACAUGGGUGCUGCAUAUAAAGGGCUUCUGAUUCCUCUUAUUAUACUCGCACAAGCUUCUUUCCAAUUUCUUCAGAUUGCUAGUAAUUGGUGGAUGGCUUGGGCGAAUCCUCAAACUGAAGGUGACCAGUCUAAAGUGGAUCCUACACUGCUUCUCAUCGUAUAUACGGCUUUAGCUUUUGGGAGCUCUGUGUUCAUCUUUGUUCGAGCUGCUCUGGUUGCAACUUUCGGUCUUGCAGCUGCACAGAAACUGUUCUUGAAUAUGCUCAGAAGUGUGUUCCGAGCGCCAAUGUCAUUCUUUGAUUCCACUCCUGCAGGAAGAAUUUUGAAUCGGGUUUCUAUUGAUCAAAGUGUUGUGGAUCUUGACAUUCCUUUUAGACUCGGUGGGUUUGCUUCAACAACGAUACAACUCUUUGGUAUUGUCGCUGUAAUGACCAAUGUUACCUGGCAAGUUUUCCUUCUUGUUGUUCCGGUAGCUGUUGCUUGCUUUUGGAUGCAGAAAUAUUACAUGGCUUCUUCAAGAGAACUGGUUCGGAUUGUUAGUAUCCAGAAGUCUCCAAUAAUUCAUCUUUUUGGAGAAUCAAUCGCUGGUGCUGCCACAAUAAGAGGAUUUGGCCAGGAAAAAAGAUUUAUCAAAAGGAAUCUUUAUCUUCUCGAUUGUUUUGUUCGACCUUUCUUCUGCAGUAUCGCUGCUAUCGAAUGGCUUUGUUUACGCAUGGAAUUACUUUCCACACUUGUAUUUGCUUUCUGUAUGGUUUUACUCGUCAGUUUUCCACAUGGAACCAUUGAUCCAAGCAUGGCAGGUCUUGCUGUGACAUAUGGGCUUAACUUGAAUGGACGUCUAUCACGAUGGAUCCUUAGCUUUUGUAAGCUUGAAAACAAAAUAAUCUCAAUCGAAAGGAUUUAUCAGUACAGUCAGAUUGUAGGAGAGGCCCCAGCAAUUAUCGAAGAUUUCCGCCCGCCUUCCUCGUGGCCUGAAACGGGAACAAUUGAGCUACUUGAUGUUAAGGUUCGUUAUGCUGAGAAUCUUCCAACAGUACUCCAUGGGGUAAGCUGUGUGUUUCCUGGUGGAAAAAAGAUUGGAAUUGUUGGGCGAACGGGAAGCGGAAAGUCAACUUUGAUUCAAGCUUUGUUUCGAUUGAUUGAGCCAACUGCUGGAAAAAUUACUAUAGACAACAUUGACAUUUCUCAAAUUGGUCUCCAUGAUCUCCGUAGUCGCCUUGGUAUUAUACCUCAAGAUCCUACAUUAUUUGAAGGAACAAUCCGAGCAAAUCUUGACCCCCUUGAAGAACAUUCAGAUGAUAAAAUCUGGGAGGCGCUUGAUAAAUCCCAGCUUGGAGACGUUGUUAGAGGAAAAGACCUAAAACUUGACUCUCUAGUGUUGGAAAAUGGAGAUAACUGGAGUGUUGGGCAGAGACAGCUUGUGUCACUUGGACGAGCAUUACUGAAACAAGCAAAAAUACUUGUUCUUGAUGAAGCAACAGCAUCGGUUGACACAGCAACAGACAAUCUGAUCCAGAAGAUAAUCAGAACCGAGUUUGAAGACUGCACGGUCUGCACCAUUGCUCACCGGAUACCAACUGUUAUCGACAGUGACCUAGUUUUGGUUCUCAGCGACGGUAGAGUAGCAGAGUUUGAUACUCCUGCACGGCUUUUAGAAGACAAAUCAUCGAUGUUCUUGAAAUUGAAACAGACUUACAUUGUUCAGCUUCAUCCUAAUACCGAAACCGCUAAAACAUUUGCCUCAAAGUUUGAUUGGCAUCUUUCUUUUCUCCAAGAAGCGGUUUUAGGUGUUGAAGAAGAAGAGGAAGAGCCUUCUUCACGGCUUCUCUACUCCUAUGGCUCUGCGAUUGAAGGAUUUGCUGCUCAGUUGACUGAAUCAGAAGCCGAGAUGCUGAGAUAUUCACCUGAAGUUGUUGCAGUGAGACCUGACCAUGUUCUUCAGGUUCAAACCACUUACUCUUACAAGUUCUUGGGACUCGACGGUUUUGGAAACUCUGGUGUAUGGUCUAAAUCUCGGUUUGGUCAAGGCACAAUUAUCGGCGUGCUUGAUACUGGAGUUUGGCCUGAAAGUCCUAGCUUUGACGAUACCGGAAUGCCUUCGAUUCCACAGAAAUGGAAAGGGAUUUGCCAAGAAGGAGAGAAUUUCAGUUCCUCGAGCUGUAACCGGAAGCUAAUCGGUGCUAGAUUCUUCAUCAGAGGACACCGUGUCGCUAAUUCACCAGAGGAGUCACCAAACAUGCCUCGUGAAUACAUUUCCGCAAGAGAUUCAACAGGACACGGGACUCACACCGCUUCAACAGUUGGUGGAUCCUCUGUUUCGAUGGCGAAUGUUCUUGGCAAUGGAGCUGGCACGCUUGAUCGAAGAUUUCCCGCUGUGGUUCGAUUAGCCAACGGAAAGCUUCUCUAUGGAGAGUCGUUGUAUCCCGGGAAAGGUUUAAAGAAUGCUGAGAGAGAGGUUGAGGUGAUUUACGUCACAGGAGGAGAUAAAGGGAGUGAGUUCUGUUUGAGAGGGUCACUUCCAAGAGAGGAAAUCCGAGGCAAAAUGGUGAUUUGUGAUCGCGGAGUCAAUGGAAGAUCUGAGAAAGGAGAAGCGAUUAAAGAAGCAGGAGGAGUUGCAAUGAUCUUAGCCAACACAGAGAUCAACCAAGAAGAAGAUUCUAUUGACGUUCAUCUCUUACCAGCUACAUUGAUUGGUUACACCGAGUCAGUCCUUCUGAAAGCUUAUGUUAAUGCCACGGUGAAACCAAAGGCCCGGAUAAUUUUUGGUGGUACAGUGAUUGGGCGGUCACGAGCACCUGAAGUGGCUCAGUUUUCAGCUCGAGGACCGAGUUUAGCCAAUCCUUCGAUACUAAAACCGGAUAUGAUUGCUCCGGGAGUCAAUAUCAUUGCGGCUUGGCCUCAAAAUCUAGGACCAACCGGACUUCCUUAUGAUUCAAGAAGAGUUAACUUCACUGUAAUGUCAGGAACUUCAAUGUCUUGUCCACAUGUUAGCGGCAUCACUGCUCUUAUCCGGUCUACAUACCCGAACUGGUCUCCCGCUGCAAUCAAAUCCGCAUUGAUGACAACAGCGGAUUUGUAUGAUCGUCAAGGGAAAGCGAUAAAGGAUGGCAACAAACCAGCCGGUGUGUUUGCGAUUGGAGCAGGGCAUGUGAAUCCGCAAAAGGCGAUAAACCCGGGAUUGGUUUACAACAUUCAACCAGUAGAUUACAUUACUUACCUCUGCACUCUUGGAUUCACAAGAUCAGACAUUUUAGCAAUCACUCAUAAGAACGUGAGCUGCAGCGGAAUAUUGCGGAAAAACCCGGGUUUUAGUCUCAAUUACCCGUCGAUAUCCGUGAUUUUCAAACGUGGCAAGACUACAGAGAUGAUCACAAGGCGUGUGACUAACGUUGGGAGUCCUAACUCGAUAUACUCAGUGAAUGUUAAGGCUCCAGAGGGGAUCAAAGUGAUUGUAAAUCCUAAGAGACUGGUGUUCAAACACGUGGAUCAGACACUGAGCUAUCGAGUAUGGUUUGUAUUGAAGAAGAAAAACAGAGGAGGGAGGGUGGCUACCUUUGCACAGGGACAGUUGACUUGGGUCAACUCUCAGAAUCUGAUGCAGCGAGUUAGAAGUCCAAUCUCUGUAACCUUGAAGACUAACUGAGCCAAUGGUAGGUUUAUUAGGUUUUGAGGGUUUUUAUGCUAAGAAAACCUCGUGGAGCUGGAUUGAUUUGUUGUUAUUCAAUUCACUAGAGCUGUAUUUCAUUUUCCAGUAAAUGAAACAACUCGUGAUUC
Molecule: messenger RNA, 6785 nt
Organism: Arabidopsis arenosa
Lineage: Eukaryota; Viridiplantae; Streptophyta; Magnoliopsida; Brassicales; Brassicaceae
Source: the annotation of a GenBank genome assembly